AUGGCACAGGUGGACGUGGGAGUUUUAAGGGCCAUCUUGAACAACGAAGAGCUGCCCAGGAGGCAGCCUAUUGUGGAGCUUCACACUUGGAAAGCAUUGGGGACUGACCGUUUGAACUGCACGCUGGUGGACGGACAGAAUGUGGCAAGAGGCGUGACUCAAGCGGGAAGUGCCGUGCAGCAAGCCAUUGAGCGUAUGGGGCAUCAGCCAAUGCUGCUUUCUCUUCAGAGAUGGACUGCACAGGAGACGUCAGGGACACCUUUUAUGCUCAUCCAAGAGGCAUCAGUGAUGGGCCCAACACUGAACCGAGCGCAACCGCAUGAGCUGAACAAUUUGUCCAGGAGGGCUGUGUCUGAAGUCCCGCUGACACAGGCCAUGAAUUCUGCGAGUGAUAUCAGCGAAGCACCGACUCAGCCAGGCCCCGUUUUAGCUGACAACAUCUACUCGAGGCCCUAUGGGGCUCCAGCGGUGGCCGUAGCGGCGGCACCAGACAUGGGGGCAGCCGUGCCAGGAUCUGGAGGCAUUCUGGGUCGUGCUCCCGAGGCGGCUUCGAAAGUUGCGGCCGGUGGACAUCUAGGCUUGGCAGCUAAGGUCUUCAAUGCCAUCCAGUCUUUGGGUUUCAAGGUGCGCUUCGUGCAGAAGGCCGAGGACAUUUUGAGCGCUGAGCGUCUCAUCUUCCCCGGCGUGGGCGCCUUUGGGGCCUGUGUGGAUGCCUUGCAGCGCAAGGGCUUCAUGGAACCUUUGAGGCAGUACCUCAAGGAGGACCGGCCCUUCUUCGGCAUCUGCCUGGGCAUGCAGACCCUCUUCGAGUCCAGCGAGGAAAACCCAGGGGUUGCAGGGCUCGGUGUGCUGCCGGGCGUGGUGAAGCGCUUUCCGGAGGCCAAGGGCUUUGCAGUGCCCAACAUCAACUGGAGCGGAGUGGCGCCCAUGUUGCGCCUGGGAUGGGCCUGGGAGUCCUGGGAGGUGGAUUGA
Messenger RNA from Cladocopium goreaui, 972 nucleotides. Lineage: Eukaryota; Dinophyceae; Suessiales; Symbiodiniaceae. The record is from the annotation of a GenBank genome assembly.